AUGAACAAGAACCCGUUCAUCCCCACCCCGUCCUACUCUCCGCCGCAACCACCCCUCCCGCCGGGCCCGCCUCCCCACUCCGGCCAGCCAGACUACUCGGGGUACUGGGCAGCUGCAGGCUCGCAACCCCAGGCGCAGGGCGCCGGCGCGUACGGCACGCAAUGGACUCCACCUCAGCCAGCAACCCCUCAGCAGUCCGCGCUGUACGCCAACUACGGCUAUGGAGGACAGCAGCCCUGGCAGCAACAGCAGCAGCGACCGGCGCAACCGCAACACUUUCCGGCCCCGCCGCCCAUGGUGCAGGCUGCGCCACCUCAACCCGCAUACAACCCCUAUCAGCCUCAGGCCGGCGCGGGCUUCGUGCAGCCGUACGUGCCCCAGCCGGGCCCAGCACCGCAGGUGCCCAUGCAGCAACAAUAUCAGCCGCACUUUCCUCAGCCGCCGCAUCAGCCACCCCAGCCUUACCAGCCUCAAGCGCCUCAGUUGCAACAGCACCCUACCGGACCGAGACAACAUCAGCAGAACCCCAUGCUGCACCCGCCACCGCCGCCGCACAUGUCACCUCCCGCAAAGCGACCGCGCUUCGACGGACCCAACAAUCAGCAAGGGUUCAACAACAACAGCCGCCCGCCUGCUCAGUUUCCCAACCCACCGCCACCCACUGCCCCGCAAGCCUUUGGCGCCGGUCCGGGACAUGGACGUGGAGGCGGCCCCGGCGUCAAUCAGAUGCCGCUUGGCGGUUCAGGAUCACGAGGAGGGAUGGCCGGAGGCAGAGGUGGUUCGAAUAUGGGCCGUGGGGGAAAGUCUGGGUUCAUGAACAACCGUGGAGGGCAGGCGAACCGCGGAGGCCGUGGAGGGAGUAUGCACGGCAGCAUGAGCGGUGCCGGUCGAGGCGGAUCUCAAGGAGCAAUGGGUUUCUCCGGCAACUUGCGCGGGCACGGCUCGCGCGGUAACGCUUAUGGCAACAACAACAACCGUCGAGGUGGCGGUGGCGGCGGUUCCUUCAAUGCCGGCCGUCCUGAUCAGCAGCAAAGCCAAGGAGCCAACGUGAAUCAAUCGCAGAAUGGCUCUUUCCGGGGCAGAAGCGGCCAUUUCAACCAGAACCGUUCUGGCGGUCAUAAACACGAGGGUGGCAAGGAGGGACAUGCACCUCCGCUGGGCCCGAGCGCCAGUCUCAGCCAGAUGGGAGGCGCUACUGCCAAGAAGGACGAGAAUAGGCGUACUCUAACCGAUUUCAAGAUCGUUGGGCUGCAAAUUACAGACCUUGGCUGGAGCUGGGGCGUACUCCCCAAGCAGCCCGCAUCACACGUAAAGAAAGAAGAAGAAGAGUCUGAACUCCCGGAACCCUCUGGGACUACGCAGCCUCUCGAUGACGUCAAAGUGAACGAUGAGGGCGUUGCGGUUUCUGACACGGACACUCAGCCUGAUGACUCGAAUGCCACUGGUGCUGAAGGAGCCGUCAAGCGAGAGCCCACAGAGGCGUCGCUAUCGGCGGAGGUCGAUCGGUCGUCCGGUACCAUCACGGAUCUAAAGUCCUCAUUGUACGCUGGUUCGUUAUACAGCCAGUCUUCCAGCGCUGCGUCUCCACCUUCUCGCAUCCGGAUUUAUUUCCACACGCCCGUUACUGCUGACGAUUCUCAUCCGAUUCCCCAUAGCAAUGCUUCCUCUUUCACUCAUGUCAUCGGUGGCGGCGUGCCGCUUGGCCCCGCGGCAGAUUUUGGACGGAAGGGUAAAAGAGCCAGAAGGGACAGAGAUGACGAUAGCGAUGGGGACGCUGAGGAAGGACGCACACGGCCGCCACCUCCAGGCGAGAUGGACCGAGAGAGUGUUGCGGCGAGUGCAAAUGCGGACGUGGACGAGAGCAGGGCCAGCGUUGCGCCAAGCGUGACGCUGACAGAGUCCGUGGGCGAAGGUGACUGGCUCAUGGGUGCCAUGGGAGGAGAAGGGCACGACACGGAUCGGUACUCGGAUGGCGAUGCCCAGACAGUGGUUGACGACCACGGGGACGAACCAUCGCAGUAUGAGCGUGGCGUCGGUGAUGAGCAGCCUCAUCCCGAGCAUGCCGCACAUGUAGACUCGAGUUUCGCGCCGGAUAGUCAGGUGACGGAUGCCGGUCUCGGCGGCCCCGCCGCGACGGGCGAGACUUCGGACUUGUCGUCGCAUGGCACGAGCGUCACGCUGCCUACGGCAGGCUUAGGGGACGCUACCAAAGAAUUUCUUGCGGAGCAUCCUGCGGAGUCUAACCUAACCACGGUGGACGAGCAUCAUACGGAGCCGUUGACGGUUCAGCCUGCGACGAACGGAGCCGUCGAGGAUGGAAAGGAUGCCGCCUCUCUCGAGGCGGUAAAUGGGACUGCACUCGUGUCUGACACCACUUCGGUUGGGUCUUCCAUCUCGAAUGUUGAUGCUCUCGAAGGGACAGUGAACGUUGAACAAGGGACAGGGACCGUCGGGAAUGCUUCCUCGAUUGCCACCGUUCCUGAGGCUGUUGGCACGGAGGGCAAUGUUCCUACUAACAGUGACGAGAGCAGCGAAGCAGCCGCUACAACUCACAUGCAUGACGCGGCUAUCCCAGACGUUGAAGGCAAUCAUCCAAGUACCGCAUCUGAAGAUGGGGUGGCUGAGCUCGUCAACGCUUUGGAAUCUGGAGCUACCGACAAUGGACAGGAGGGCCACGACGAUGUCCCUCAUGACGACAGUCUGGGCCUCGAGACGUCCAUUAGCACGACAGUAGAAUCUGACACUCAGCCGACGCAGACCUCUCCAACCCUUACCAGCUCAAAAUUGAAGGAUCCGAAGGCUGCGCACGUACCUUCGGCAAAUCGUCUAUCGAUAUCUUACGCUGCGGGUAGCAGGCGGCUUGUCAUUGAUGCUCAGGUGGUGGAGACGCUUAAGGUCUACAGGGCCGAGGGUCGCAUAGAAGUGGCCUUGAUCAUCGACCGUGAAGGCGAAGGCUUCCGUGGUAUCCAGAUUGAGGGCCUGUCCGACAUCACCAAAGCUUAUUCGCCGUUGAACAUACUUGCUGACACGUCGGAUGCUGACGAUACCCUUCCGCCGUUGGGCAAGGCAGAGACGCCGAUGCAUACCGUUCUGAUCGUGUACCUCGAUACGGAGAAGCCUCUGUCCGAACCCAAGUGGGUGAAGUCCGGUGAUGUACAAGAAUGGCUCAAGAGCAUGUUCGGGCGCAUGUUCUGGGUUGCCGGUGACGCAGCUGACGGCUGGGAAAAACGGAUCCAAGUCGUCGACCCUGAUCCCGCACCAACCAUCUGGACCGUUCUGGAAGGCUGGGCGACCAACUCGCCUGUCGGUACGCAGACGGAGCGUCAGCGCUUCCUUCGCACCCACAUGACGGAGACAGACAACAUCUUGGAGAUUCUACUGCGCCUUGUGCGAGGCGAACGCGCGACGGCGUUCGCCGGUUCGAGCUCUACGAUCUCUGCCCCCAGCGUGUCCGGUCCGUUGCUCUCCGCCCUGUCUCCCGGUUCCGCCCACGGUGCGCAACAGACUCACGUUUCGCUGGCCGUGCUCGCUAUGUUCCGCAUGUCCGUCGAGUACGCGAAGAAAGCGAUGGGCGACAAGGGCAAAACCGAGGUCGAGGAGCGAAUGGGCGAGAUCAUCCGUUGCCUUCCCUCGCAUCUUCUCUACAAGAGCCUGGACGGUAUUUUCAAAGAAUGGAAAGCGGAGAAGAAGGGGGGUGGCCGAUGAAUAAUGGCUAUGAACUACAUCAUUGUACAUUUUCUCUUACAAUUCUUUCUCGGCAUCAGCAACGUUGUCGUUUAUACUAGGCUUCCUCUUUAUAUGCGAUCAAGUGUUUC
This is a messenger RNA of Punctularia strigosozonata HHB-11173 SS5, 3815 nucleotides long. RefSeq lists its product as uncharacterized. Bases 1 to 3705 code for a protein of 1234 amino acids. The transcript has 4 exons. Lineage: Eukaryota; Fungi; Basidiomycota; Agaricomycetes; Corticiales; Punctulariaceae. The record is from RefSeq and is a predicted model, not a curated record.